Molecule: messenger RNA, 1633 nt
Organism: Rhizopus microsporus ATCC 52813
Lineage: Eukaryota; Fungi; Mucoromycota; Mucoromycetes; Mucorales; Rhizopodaceae
Product: Metallo-dependent phosphatase
Exons: 4
Coding region: 193-1536 (447 amino acids)
Cellular component (GO): cytoplasm; nucleus
Molecular function (GO): protein serine/threonine phosphatase activity
Source: RefSeq, a predicted model, not a curated record
UUUUUUUUUACGGGCAAUAGUCAUUUCUUUUUAAAAAGUUUUUUCUUUUUUUUUUGUUUGUUUUCUGUUUCCUUGGAAACAAGCUCGCUUGACAUUUCUUUUGUUGCACGUUUUUAGACAAAACUCCGCUCUAUUCAUAUUUUCUCUUUUUCUUCUUUUUUUGUUAUAAUAUUAUUAUUAAUAGAACCAGCAAUGGGUAAUGCACUUUCCAAAAAGAAAAAGAAAUCAAGAAAGAACAAUGGAAAAAGACAACAGCCACCGCCACGGAUUGAUAUUUCACAAGACAAUGAACACAGUGUGAACACAGCACGGUCUGUCAAUUCUAUCCUUGUUACCUCGUCUAACCAUCGAAAGCACCCAAUGAACUCUAUCAACAAUACAGGAGCAGAAUUAUCUCAAUUGAAUCCUGAUCAAACCAAUGAAGACACAAUACAAAAUGAUCCUUUCAAAGGCAAAGUAGAACACCCACAACAACACAAAUUAUUGGCUCAGUCUGACUAUUGGCCACCCAAGAACAAGGAGGGUUUAGAAGUCGACGUGGACCAACAGAAUCAGCUGACGGUAUCCUCAGUCAAUCAGUUGACGGUCAAUUCAGUAUCUAGUUUUCAAGGAGGGUUGGCUCAGAUCGAUGAUUAUAUCAGUCGACUGUUGGACGCUGGUUAUACCAGUAAAGUACCUAAACAAUUAUGUCUCAAAAGUUCAGAAGUGACAUUUAUCUGUCGAACGGCCAUGGACAUCUUUUUAGGGCAACCAUCUUUACUCGAACUCUCUGCACCUGUCAAAAUCGUUGGUGACACACAUGGACAAUACACCGAUUUACUACGACUGUUCGAAAUGGGUGGCUUUCCUCCUUCCUCCAAUUAUCUAUUUUUAGGUGACUAUGUCGAUCGAGGCAAACAGAGUUUAGAAACGUUUUUACUCUUGUUGUGUUAUAAGAUCAAGUACCCUGAAAACUUUUUUAUCUUACGAGGCAAUCAUGAAUCGGCUAAUGUGACCAAAGUGUAUGGGUUUUAUGAUGAAUGUAAACGUCGAUUGAGUCCCAAGAUGUGGAAAACCUUUGUGGAUGUCUUCAAUACGUUACCCUUUGCAGCCUUGGUCGCUGGCAAGAUCUUUUGUGUUCAUGGUGGACUUAGCCCGUCAUUGCAUAGCAUGGAUGAUAUACGAAAUAUUUCCCGCCCGACAGAUGUGCCUGAUUUUGGAUUAAUAAAUGAUCUACUCUGGGCUGAUCCGGCAGAUAUCAUGGCUGAUUGGGAAGAAAAUGAAAGAGGCGUGUCCUACGUGUUUGGUAAGAAGGUGAUUAAUGAAUUUCUUUCCAAAUUUGACUUGGAUCUUGUCUGUCGAGCACACAUGGUUGUAGAAGAUGGAUAUCAAUUCUUUAAUGACCGUACACUGGUCACAAUCUUUAGUGCACCCAACUACUGUGGCGAAUUUGAUAAUUUUGGCGCGAUCAUGAGUGUGAAUGAAGAGUUGCUGUGCAGUUUCGAACUACUGACGCCAAUGGAUCAUCCGUUGGCAGCUGUCAAAUCUAAAAAAUAAAAAAAAAGGGAAGGGAUACCAAUCAAUAUUUUUGUUUACAUGUGUUGCAUUAACAUCUAAUAAAGUAAUUUUUCUUCUUUUUUGUUCUAUUGGAUAA